Chlamydomonas reinhardtii is the source of this 9547-nucleotide messenger RNA. RefSeq lists its product as uncharacterized. The record is from RefSeq and is a predicted model, not a curated record. Lineage: Eukaryota; Viridiplantae; Chlorophyta; Chlorophyceae; Chlamydomonadales; Chlamydomonadaceae. The transcript is spliced from 6 exons. Bases 541 to 8265 code for a protein of 2574 amino acids.
GAUCCUGCCGCUCGCCGCCUGUACGCUACCAUAUCGCCCUCAAUACUCAGCGCACUGCACCACAAAAUCAACCUGUCGCGUCAGUCACUCAUCCGGAGCGCCGCGCCCGCCGCGUCGCCUUUCUGCGCCCUGGCUGCUGCAAUAUGCUAUGAAAACAUAGCCCUACCUCAAGAAAGCAGCGCCUGGACAACUUCAUGCGCACUUCGCGUGACCUGCUGGCCCUGGAGCGAUGGGCUGCAUGGGGCGGAGCGACACUGACACUUGUCCCGUCCCGGGCUUCAGGCUCACUCAUACCUCUGCUUACACAUACAACAAGCGCUUACAAAGAACAAUACGAAAACAACUCGCAACACCGCAAUAUACGUCUACAUUGACGAGCGAGAACAACGAACACAAGUCGAUUCUGUUCAGCACCGACGCGACCGCAGAAGCCCUUACCAACACCUUCCAGGCCUUCCAUCUCUAUCAUACGUGAAGACUGGACCCCCUCGACUGCUGCUGGUCGACACUAUCUGCGUGCCUAUAGGGCAACGUCGAAGGAUGCGAGCCGGUAUGGCCGGCGUGUGGGUGCUGCUCCUCGUCGCAGCAGCCCAUCAGGCUGCGGCAGCAGGGAAUGGCAACGGCAACGGCAACAAUGCAGCCACAACGACAACAACAACAACAACAACAGUAGUUCCUGUGGGCAGCACGAGUACAGCGGCCACAAUCCAGCCGCUGUACACGCUGGGCAAUAAUGGUUGCCCAAUCAACAGCUACAAUUACUGCAUUGCCAAGAGCAAGUCAGGCUGUGCUGCAUGCGGCACCGUCAAUGGCGUAAACUCUACGGGCCCGACGACAGGCAACAACGGCUGCAAGACCAUUGAUGGUUUCGGCCAGAAUGUCCAGGCCUGCCGUAUGCCCUUCGGUGCCAUCACCGUGCGCUUCCCCAACGGUACCAAGUACACGGAAGAUUUCGGCGGCAUCGUGCCCCAGUCGGAGAUCUGCACCGGCAGCAUUGCCGCCACCCCUGUGUUCGCCUAUGCCGGCACCGGAGAGGAGAACCGCGUGGGCACGCUCGUCACCUACCGCACACAGGCUGGCUGGCUGGUGGCGACCGUUCGCCUUGAUUGCCCCUACCUGUCAUGGUUUUCCUACAACGGCAAGGACGCUCCGGGCGCCACAAUUGUGGAUGCCUACAACAGCGUCUACAACCUGACCACCAAGCAGACCACCGCAAACGUCACCACCCGCCGGCGCAACCUGCUGCAGGCCAACAAGGCCUCCACUACCACUUGCCCUUCGCUCACCACUGACGGUUCCGUCCUGUACGGCAACGGCAACGGGCAGUACCAGAACGGCAAGCCGGACGCUCGCAGCUACAUCGCUCUGUCGUACAAGGUGGACGGCGCUGUCACUGCCUUCAGCAUCCCCACGUACCGCUACCAGAACAACGGCGACGGCUCCAACAACGUGGAGGACAACGGCGGUGAUGGCUGGUACAGCUGCUACACGUUCAUGCACCAGGUGUCGUUCGGUUCCAAGAACACGGAUACUUGCGCCACCAUCAACAUGAACAUCGGGCUGUUCAUGUCCCAGAUCUUCAUGGUGUCGUCGGACGGCAAGCAGUGCGCGGUGAAGGCCAAGACCUCCAUCGUGACGCCGCCCACCACGACAACCCCGACCACCUCGGUGGUUGACCCGCCGGUCACCAUCACCACCGUGACUGCGACGCCGCCGACCCCGUCGCCGUCGCCGUCGCCCUCUCCGCCCUCGCCUGCGCCCUCUCCUCCGCCCUCGCCCGCGCCCUCCCCGCUCCCCCCGUCCCCAACGCCCUCUCCUCCUCCGUCCCCGGCGCCCUCUCCUCGUCCCCCCUCGCCGACUCCCUCGCCUCCCCCGUCGCCUCCUCCCUCUCCUCCUCCGUCGCCCACUCCCUCGCCGCCUCCCCCGGUGCCGGUGCCGUCGCCCUCGCCUCCGCCGUCGCCCACGCCCUCGCCCCCUCCCUCGCCUCCUCCCUCGCCCCGCCCUCCCUCGCCUACCCCGUCGCCUCCUCCCCCCUCGCCUCGUCCCUCGCCUCCCUCGCCUGCUCCCUCGCCGCCACCCUCGCCGCCUCCCUCGCCCGCUCCUCCCACCCCGGGCUCGGUCACCUGCGCUGCCAACGGUGGAAACUGCGACAAGCUGGUACAGACCACUGACCAGAACGGCCAGGGCAAGUGCUGGGUGAACGCUGCGACUGGCGAGUACGCCUUCUGCAUGUAUUCGGACCCCGGCAACAACACCGCUGUGGGUGUGGACCCCAACGGCAACAUCAACACCUACACCGGCGUUACUACUCCUAACGAGCAGAACAACGGUGGCCCCAUCCUGCCGCCCUCGCCUCCUCCCCCGAGCCCGUCGCCCCCCAGCCCCCCUCCGCCGUCGCCCAAGCCUCCCAGCCCGACUCCUCCUCCCUCGGUGUCGCCCUCUCCUCCUCCGUUCCCCUCUCCUCCCCCGUCGCCCUCGCCGCCCUCGCCUCCUCCUCCCAGCCCCCCGCCCCCGUCGCCCUCUCCCCCCCCUCCCUCGCCUCCCCCUCCCUCGCCUCCGCCUACCCCCAGCCCCUCGCCGCCUCCCAGCCCUCCUCCCUCCCCCUCGCCUCCUCCUCCCUCGCCCCCUCCUCCCUCGCCCGAGCCCCCGUCGCCCGAGCCUCCGUCGCCCUCCCCUCCCCCCCCGAGCCCCGGCACUGACAGCAAGGACACUCGCAGCGAGGGCCAGGUCCAGAUCAUCAAGUCAACCGGCGAGGACGAGAUCCUUCCCAACAUCGAUAGCCCUCCCCUCAUUCCUUCGGACACCCAGCCAUCUACUGGUCCUACCUCUGCCGCCGUUGAGGGCACGGGUAGCUUCACCGAGGUGGUGCCCGACUGUGUUGAGAACUGCGCCAUCGUCGGCGGUCCCGGCAAGGUCGAGGGCGGCUCUGCCGUGGGUGUGCCCGUUGAGGAGCUGAAGAACGUGGACACCAACGGCGGCAUGUCUGUGCCUCCCACCGUGCCCGAGGUCCCUGUGCCCACGGCCACCGUGGUCACCAACACCGACGGCUCCACCACCACCACCUACCCCAACGGCACCGUGGUCAUUGAGUGGAAUGACGGCACCACCAAGACCACCACCACGGACGGCACGACCAGCACCACGAAGGUUGACGGCACUGAGAUUGUGACCACCCCCAACGGCACCGAGACCACUACCAAGCCCAAUGGCGAGGUGAUCACCAAGUACCCCAACGGCACCAUCGUUGACGAGAAGCCUGGCGGAACCACCAUCACCACCACACCUGACGGCAAGACCGUGACUGAGAGCCCCGGCGGCACCGUCACCACCGUCACGCCCACUCCCAGCGGCGGCACCAACACCACCGUCGAGCAGCCCAACGGCUCCACCUCGACCACUAUCAAGGACUCCACCGGCAGCACCACCAGCUCCUCCACCAAGCAGCCCGACGGCACCAACUCCACUUCGACCACCACCUCUGGCGGCACCACCACCGUGGUCACUUAUCCCAACGGCACCAUUGACACGACCAACCCUGACGGCAAGGAGAUCAUUUCCUACCCCAACGGCACCACCGUGACCAAGAACACCGACGGCUCGACCAGCACCACCACCAGCUCCGGCACCACCACCGUCACCAACCCUGACGGCUCGACCAAGGUCACCACGUCUGACGGCACCUCCACCACCACCUAUUCCAACGGCACCGUCGUGACGGUCAAGACUGACAACACCACCACCUACACCUACCCCAACGGGACCACCAGCACCACAACUCCCGACACCACUGUCACCGUCAAGUACCCCGAUGGCUCCUCCACCGUUACCCAGCCCGGCGGCACCACGAUUGUGACGACCACCGACAAGACCGUCACGGUCACUGAGCCUGAUGGCACCAAGACUGUGAUCACGGUUGACGGCACCAAGACCGUCACUGAGCCUGAUGGCACCAAGACCGUUGAGAAGCCGGACGGCCAGGUCACCAUCGUUGAGCCCGAUGGCACUGUCACCAUCAAGACCCCUGACGGCAAAGUUACCGUCACUGAGCCCAAUGGCGUGACCACCGUCACCACGACCAACGGCACGACUACCAUCACCGACCCUAACGCUGGCACCGUCAAGGAGAUUCCUCCCAGCGGCAACCCCGUCACCACCACCACCUCCGAUGGCACCAAGACUGUUGUGGACGGCACCACCGGCACUACCACCACCACGACACCUGGCGGCGACGUGACCGUGACCACCAAGGACGGCACCACCAACACCAACCGCACGGACGGUGUGGUCAUUGUCACCACCCCUGAUGGCACCACCACCACCACCGUCCCCGGCGGCACCACCGUCACCGAGUUCAUUAACGGCACCAAGAUUGUUGACGACAAGAGCACCGGCACCACGACCGUCAGCUACCCCAACGCCACCACCGUGACCACCACCAAGGAUGGCACGAUCACCACCGUUGAUGCCGACGGCACCACCAACACCACCACCUCCACCGGCACCACUACCAUCUGGUACCCCGAUGGCACUACCGUCAUUGACCCGCCGGGUGUCGGCAACGUGACCGUGAUUUACAUCAACGGCACUGUCGAGAUCAUUGCCCCGAACGGCAGCGAGAGCAUCACCUACCCCAACGGCACCAGCAAGGAUGUGCUGCCCAACGGCUCCACCAUCACCACCUACCCCAACGGCACCGUGAUCACCACCACUCCUGGUGGCACCCCUCAGAUCACCCAGCCGCCCACCACCACUACCACCACCACUGACAACUCCAAGGUCACCACGCUUCCGGACCAGACCACGGUCACCACCAAGCCCGAUGGCUCAACCCAGAUCCAGACGCAGGAGGGUGUCAACAUCACCACGGACAAGACUGGUGUCACCACGGUCACGCCGCCUACGACCACUCCUGAGGUCACGCCCCCGGUCACCGUUGUCAAGCCUGACGGCAGCUCCACCCAGAAGGACCCCGACAACACCGUCACCACCCAGGACACCACCGGCAAGGUUACAACCGUGAUCCCGUCCAACGACCCCACGGUGCCUCCCGAGGUCAUCGUGAACAACCCCGCCACCGGCGAGACCAUCCGCACUGUGCCCGAGAUCCCCAUCGUUCCUGAUGUGGUCACCCCCACCCCCAGCCCCAGCCCGAGCCCCAGCCCGAGCCCCAGCCCGAGCCCCAGCCCCAGCCCCAGCCCCACUCCCACCCCGCCUGUGGAAGCCCCGGUCACCGUCAUCACCGUCCGUGACAGCAACACCGACACACCGCUGGUUGCCAUCAUCACCUCCAACGGCGACACCACCGUGCAGACCAGCAACGGCACCGUCGUGACCACCGAGGUCGAGACUGGCCAGACCACCACGGUCACUACUGACGGUAUUGUCAAGGUCCAGGACCCCAGCACUGGCACCACGUCCGUCACCAACACAACUACUGGUCAGACCACCACCACCAUUGCCGUGCCCGUGCCGGCGCCCGAGCCCACUGGCCCCUUCUGCUCCUGCCCGCCCACGGUUGCCAAUGGCGCUACCUGCAGCUCUGGCACCCCGCUGGAGUGGUACACGCGUACCGUGAAGCCCGACGGCUCCUUCCAGGACAACUUGGUUGCCACGCAGUGCGUCGACGCCCCCACUGUCACCAACGCCGACACCGGCGCCGUGGUGUUCUCCUUCUGCUGGCGUCGCGCCUGCAUCACCCAGGGCAAGACGCUGGACAAUGAGGCCCUGUUCUUCAAGGCGCCUGCGGUGGCCCUGCCCGCCAAGUACCAGGCGAGCUCCAGCUACGGCAUUGCGCUUACCAUCCUGCGCCCCAGCUGCGCCACCAAUGCCGCCGCCACCGGCCACACCGUUGCCGCCAACUUCAUGCCCCUGGACUUCAACGAGGCCGAGACCGUGGAGACCACCCAGGCUUCUGGCGGUCUGCUGAACUUCGACGCCAAGAUUGUUGCCCCCGGCGGCUGCGAUGACACCGGCGCCACCUACAUGCUGAACAUCAUGGCCAUCUCGCUGGUGGAGACCGUGUACAACCAGUGCCCCAAGCACGCCAUCCCCGACGGCACCAACGGCAAUGCCGACUGCACGUUCCCCCUGGUGCCCGUGUACCUGGACAUCACGGACGCCAACUUCGUGAAGGAUCCCAGCUUCCCCACCUACAAGCAGUGCGUGGACCCCUGCAACUUCGACCUGUUCAGCGGCGAGCUGGCUUGCUCGUACUGCUGGUCGUUCGGCCAGCUGCCGCCGCAGUUCUCGUCCAACUACUUUGUGAUUGAGCUGCGCAACGUCACCAAGUACAACAUUGACCUGAUGGCCGGCGGCACCUACCGCUCUCUGGUCAACCAGCCCCAGCUGAUCAUGCCCGACGGCAAGAAGGUGGAGGUGACGUUUACCCUGAACCCCAAGGACGAGAUCAAGGGCAAGGGCGCCAAGGCCGUUGUCUUCACCACCAACGGGAACUACACCCUGCCCGAUGGCGUUGCCCCGGUCAGCAGCAUUGGCGACAUUCGCGGUGACUUCACCAAGACCACCAAGUACGGCGGCAUCCACGACGUGAACAUGCAGAUCAAGGUGCCCCGCGGCCUGGACGACCAGUCCGUCUCCGUGCAGAUGUUCGGCAGCCCCAACCCGCCGCCGCCCGAGGUCCUGUGCCCCUGCCCCACGCCGCUCAACUCGGAGGGCGACUGCGACGGCACCCUCACCAAGAUCAAGCUGUACCCGUCGGACAACUCCACCACCUUUGUGGAGGGCUGCAUCCCGUCGCCCUACUGGGACGGUGCCAAGGGCGAGCUCAUGAUCUCGCACUGCUGGCGCGCGUCGUGCCUGGAGAACCCGCCGUUCUUCACCCCCACUGCCGCCAAGCCCAACUCCCCGUUCUACCGCAAGGACUACGACAUUGAGAUGCUGCUCACGGACAAGUACAACAUCGCUGCUGUGCCCUCGGGCAAGCACGAGCUGUCGUUCUUCAAGCCUAAGGUGGUGGACAUGUUUGUGCAGUUCCAGUACGUGGACCGCGCCAGGCCUACGGAAACUGCCCAGUUCUCGUCUCGCGACGGCCAGGUGCAGUCCAUCACCGUCCCCGCCGGCGGCAUUGCCAAGAUGGGCCUGCGCAUGAAGGUGCCCUUCAACCCCAUCUACGACAUCAACUCGGCGUCGGCCAACCUGAACACCGACCCGUCGCGCCUCAUCCCGCCUCCUCCUCCCCCGCUGGCCAUCACCAACUACUCGUACACCAUCAACCGCAACGCCCAGGUCCUGCGCUCCACGGUGCUCAUUGACGACCUGCUAAACGUGACCACCGCCGCCUCCAACGGCAGCGACGCCGCCUCCGGCGCCUUCAACUUCACCCAGGUCAAGUCCACCUUCGCGCGCGACUUCAGCAACGACAUCGACAUGAGCAUGUCGGGCUACAUCAUGUCCCAGGACAUUUCCUUCCCCGACUACGGCCUUGUGCAGUCGUGCACGUCCGCCGACGUGCAGGCCGUGAUCAACAAGAUCGCAGCCAAGUACGGCGUGAGCCCCGACUCCAUUGCCGCCUCUUGCCAGUACGACUACAAGAAGCCCGACGCCGUCACCACUGUGACCGCAGCGCAUCGCCGCCGCCGUGGCCGCAGCCUGCAGCAGACCACCGUCACCACGCCCGCCGUGUGCUACCCCCGCAUCUCGAUCACCGUGUCGAUGCCGCUGGGCGUGCCCAUGGACGGCAAUGUGACCAAGGCCCUGGCCGCCGCCACCACCGCCGCUGAUGCCGUCUACGACGCUGUCGGCACUGACGCGUGCUACGUGCCCACCGGUGCUGAGAGCCGUGUUGGCACCGUGGUCGCCUUCACCACCACCAACAGCAAGGCCACCUGCGAGUACAUCACUCAGGCCUUCGCCAACGCCGGCAACUUCACCGCCGACAUGAUCCGCACCUACAACUGCGGCGAGGAGAACCCCAAGAAGCCCUACCCGCCCGGCCUCAUUGCUCUCUGGUGCGUGCUCGGUGUCCUCGGUGUUGUGGUCAUUGGCGUGGUCACCUACCUGGGCGUGUCUUGGCGCAAGCGCCGUGCCGCCAACCUGCAGUUCGUCAACCAGGAGGGCGCCAUCAGCGGUGGCCUACCGAAGGUUGCACCGUCGCCCUCGUCUCUUGCCAUGGGCGGCAACGACUACAAGUACUCGACGAAGGCUGCGGCGGUGGCUGAGGGGCUGCAACGCCCCGACACGCCAACCCGCUACUCGCCGCGCGCGGCGGUGCCCGCCAUUGAGCGGAACCGCGUUGUGCCGGUAUAGUAGGCUAAGCAGCAAGGAGUACGGGGUGACUCGCUGGCUACACGCAGCGUUUCAUUGUCUUGCAGCGUGUGUACGUUCACGUGGUACAAAUGUGUGGAGAUAACUCGACGUGUGUAAAUUGUGUUCACUUCUGCUUGCAACAUUUGCUUCUCCCCUGACAGUGUCUUGUGUUCGUUCUUGGUCGUGUGGUCUUGACGAAUGGGCAGAUUUCGUUGACAAGAUGUGUGUGACGCUUGUUCAAGCAACGAUGGUACUCGAAAUUGAGCGGUCUGUGUGAGAGUGACUUCCCAGGCAGGCCUGACAUUAUAUCUGCGUGCAUUGCUAUGCGGACUCGGCAUUCUUGCUUGGCGCAUGCAGUGCACUCCGUAGACAGUACCGGACAGGUGGACGGGUGCUGGAGGCGCUGAAACAUGACUUGUGCCCCACCCACUGGUAAAGAAGGAACUGCAAGAGUCUGCACGGGCACAGGGCAAACAACCUGGGCAUGACGGAUAACAUCCAAGUGGCUGGCGGUAUGAAUUGUUGGGUUGAGCCACUGGCAUCGUCACUUUCAUCUGCGCCCGCAUGCACCGAGUCAAGUCGAGCCGGCCCUGCACAGGGGCGCGGUUGUGUGUGCGGUGUGAAUGCGCCUUGCCCUAAUACUCGUGACGUGGCCAUAUGUCCUAUGGUGUUUGGGUGGACACGUCAUCAGGCCUGGCCUGGUGCCUGUGUGGUUACCCAAAAUUUUACGCCUCCUGUCGCCGUUGCAGUGAGCUCAUGUCCAUGUUGUGAAGCAGGGACGCUGAACUAGCGACGUGGGGGCGGUGCAUGGGGUUUCUACGCACCACCCUGCAAAGCACGCGUGUCGUGCGCUGCAGGGCGGCUUGGUGCUGCCGCAUAGCACAAGCCCUUUGCCGAGGGGCUGGGCAACAUGAACAGGCGGGAACGAAUGCGUGCUGAUCAAUUGGCGCUGAGAAAAUGCGCUGAAGGCCCCAUUGUUUGGGUCAGCUUGUGUGUGGAAGCUAACCGCCGUGUGAAUGCGGGGCCCACCAUUGUGUACAGUUUGAGGCUACAUAAAGAAACCUGUCCACCAGAGGUGCGCGUAUGCGAUUGACUGUGCUGUAAUGAUGCAUGGAUCUGACUAUGUACUCGUGCGCUAGGGGCGCGACUGAAGUGCCGGCCCCUCUGCGCGUGCUGCAAUACGCACGCCUACAUUUACGAGGUGCAUAGGAGACGAGCCGCCCCAGCCUGACGGUUGGGGAGCUUGGAGUGGAGAUGUCCACGGGUGUAACCCAUUGGGAUG